UGAAAGAAACCCUGAUUAUUAGAAGUUACAUAUGAAUGGGGCAGACAUGGAAACCUGCCCAUGCUGUACAGUAAACAAAAGGAUUUGACGGUUCAGCCUAACUUCAGUAAAAAUGAGAUUACGGAGCUUGAUUCUCCUUGCAAUCAGCUGCCUGGCCACCGAGUUCACUGACGCUCUCACUGAAUGCAAAAACCCGCCGCCCGGUAUGCAGAAAAUGGUGCGGGGUGUCGACAUCACCAAGCUAGAUCUCCUGCCGCUGGAGAUUGUUGGAAACAACGGGUUAAAGAGUCCUGUUCUGAGUUUAACGUGCGCUGAGAACAAGUUGUGGAGGAAUGACAAGAGCGUGGAAUAUCAGCUGCCAGAUCAGGUUUGGCAUAUGACGACUGUUCCCGGUGGAUGGCUGUCUGCGGACGUUGAGAUCUACAAGUCAUACGCUGCUGUGAGGAAAAUGAUGGCCUACAAUGUGGGUGGGGAGGGAACACUCUGGAAAUUCGCCUUCUCUAUGAGUUACUCGUAUCAGAAGAUGCAAAAUGUCAUCACCAACACCUCUAAGUAUAUUUCAGAUACAUCUUCGUUUGAGUCAGCGACCAGAGUGGACCUAAACCCGGGGUGGGUUCUUGAAUUGGAUAAGUAUGCAAAACUGUACAUCAAUACAACCAUAACUGGGUCUGUAGAAUCCGAUGAAAGUGCGUAUAAUAAAUUUAUAGAAGAAUUCGGAACCCAUUAUUUUGCAAUCGGAAAUUUUGGUGGGUACAUUAGAUUGCUCACGGAAACGGAUAUCUCAUUUUUCGAAAAUUUGACUGAAACGGAUGCGCAACGAAGCAUAAAGGCGUCUUUCCAGAAUUCUAUCUCGUUUAAAGCCGGAACAGAAAAGAAAACUACUUCUAUAAGUCAGAGUUUUGAGGAUUCAUCCAAGAAAACAAUCAAAUAUUACGGAGGGGACACCAAUUUAUUACGGGCAAGUAGCGUUGACGAGUGGCAGCCGACAGUGGAUAAAGAUCCUUGGCUGUACUCCGGUCAACUUAAACCAAUCAGCGACCUGAUUACAGACGAGACGAAGAAGGCGUCAAUGAAAAAGGCUGUGGAAAAUCACGUGACGAAGAACUAUUUAUACGAGUUGGAAAGACUUAUCAGCACUGCUCGAGCGAAAUCCGACGACGUAGUUAUAAGUGAAUUGCAGGUGAAGGUUAAUGAUUUAAGAAAAGUUAAGCUACUUGGUGAAGAAGAGGUGGACAAGUUAAAGGAAGAAAUUGAAGCUGAAUUUCUAGUACCUGCUUGGUUUUCAAGCAACGUGAAUUUUUGUUUCAAGUGGCGGGCGGAUGGCGAUAGGGGUCAAUGCGGGGAUAAGGUCCCGAAUCUUCUCUGUGCAAAAGUCAAUUUAAAGACACAAGCGUACAAAGACAACACUGAUAAAAGAGGCGGAGGCUGUCAAAUGCAAUGGGGAAUCCAGGCAUCCGGACAUCGACCUGCGUGGUUCAACGACGUCAAACUAUGUUACAAAUGGUCAGCGGACGGUGACUCUGGGCAAUGCGGGGGUGGAGCUGAUAAGCUCUUAUGCGCGGGGAUCAACGAGUACACCCAAGCUUACAGAGACGACACUGACGGACGCCAAGGGGGUUGCCAGAUGUCAUGGAUGCUGCAGGUGCCAGAGAAAGCCCCACUUUGGAUUCGGACAACCAAAAUGUGCUUGUCGUGGUACCCUGAUGGCGAUUCGGGACAAUGCAGUCCACACAGCCCUAGAGAUCUGUGUGCCGCUGCCAACAAUUGGACAGAGUUUUACCUGGACAAUACCGACAAUCGCGGAGGCGGUUGCAGAAUGAGUUGGGGAAUGAUUUCAACUUUUUGAAAGGCACAGAGAGGGCGCUGCAUGUACAAAUAAAAGUAAACUAAAGUAAUACCUAACGGAUUUUCAAAAUCCAGAAACAAAAUACAAACUUUGUGAACAUGUUUGGAUAUAAUAAAUAACAUUUUAAAG
Physella acuta is the source of this 1975-nucleotide messenger RNA. Its product is annotated as perivitellin-2 67 kDa subunit. The record is from RefSeq and is a predicted model, not a curated record. Lineage: Eukaryota; Metazoa; Mollusca; Gastropoda; Physidae.